Messenger RNA from Besnoitia besnoiti, 8715 nucleotides. RefSeq lists its product as uncharacterized. The record is from RefSeq and is a predicted model, not a curated record. Bases 1 to 8715 code for a protein of 2904 amino acids. NCBI's taxonomy places the organism in Eukaryota, Apicomplexa, Conoidasida, Eucoccidiorida, Sarcocystidae. Gene Ontology annotation, molecular function: ATP binding; nucleic acid binding. The transcript is spliced from 19 exons.
AUGAUGGCGCAGGAUCCGUCGUCUUCUCCUCUCCCCUUGCAGGCCGGCGCUGUCGCCCCCGCGUCGUCCUUUUCCUCGCAGGCGUCUUCAUCUCCUUUUCGUCUCCAUCGGGUCUCGCGGACAGACGCCGGAAGCCCUGACGCUCUUUCCUCUCCUCACCGCGUGACAUAUCCCGCCCGUCUUUCUGCAGCGAGCCCCGGCAAGAGCGCAGGACCGCACGCGGAGUUCCGCCGACGGCAGAGCCGCAGAGAGGCCGACGAGCGCGAGGCUGCGAGGCUCCAGCGCCAGGCUGUGCUUCGCCUGCUUCCGCGCGCGGAGGGGCGCGCCGCGAGCCGAGGCAAGCGCAGCGGUCGCGCGCGGCAAAUCGACGUCGUUCGCCACGCGCGCGCCGAGAAAGAAGCGGCGAAGAAACCCAAGCGACGGCUGGCGGUGUGGCGCUCGAGGCCGGCCAGCUGGCUGCUGAGCGCCUCGUCGACCGGGGGCACGCCGUCAGCGAGUCGCGAACUCGUGUACGUCUCCCUCAGCGGCGUCGUCAUCCCCAAGCCUCUCUGCUUCCGAGUCGCGGCUGAGGAGAAGAGAUUCUUCAGGGCCCGCGGCAUCUCAGAUCGGCCGGAUUACUCCAGCGCCCUGUUGCACCCCGAGACGCUUCCGCCGUUUCGCGAGCGUCGUCUGCAGGCCUUGGCGUCCUCUACUGAGGAUAACGUCGUGUCCGCGUCCCCUCGCGUCCCUCCUCUCUCUUCAGCGCUUUCGUCGGCGUCACGUUCCUCCUCGUCUUCGGCAGGCCUUUCUGCCGGCGCUGGCGCGUGCGACUUCGCGACCUGGUGUCUCCCGCGCUCUCUGAUCGACGCACUCGCGGCGCGAAACAUCCACGCGCUGUACCCCUGGCAAGCCGAGUGCCUCUCACUGGCUCUUCCCUUCUUUGGGCGAUCCCUGGCGCCUCCUCCUCCGCCUUCCUCGGCCCCCGCGCCAGUGCCCUCUUCCGCCUCGACUCCGCUUGGCGUCGCCUCUUCUGCAGCUCCGUGUGAUGCGGUGGCGGCUCGUUCCUCGGCUGCGUCGCUUCGUUUCGCGCCCAUGGAGGCGGUUGCCGCGGAGGCUUCAGAGGAGCUCGGGGCGCAGGCGAAGAUCGCCGCCGACAGGCGGACUGUCGACGGCGCGACGGCCGAAGAGCGCCGCGCAGAAGCGCUUCUCGCAGGCCGCGAGGACGAGGCCUCCGUGCUCCGCAGAGGGGAAGAAGAGGCUCAUCGGCGGAAUGCGAGAGGCGGAGAUGAACGGGAAGGCGAAGGUGGAGGCAAUAAGCAGAGGCGCUCGUGCCCGUCUUCGCCCUCGAGCUGCGAGACUGUGGUUGCCGACGACGAGGCGGGGGACGCAUGUGACGCAUGGCGGGGAGACGCCCACGCAGAAGCCCGCGGCGUGGAAGGAGGAGACGCGAGGCGCUUCGGUGGAGGGAGGACGCGCGAGCAGUCGAGAGAGGGGAGUCUCACGGGUCGAUCUCUCAUCUACUGCGCGCCGACGUCCGGCGGAAAGUCGCUGGUAGCGGACUUGAUUAUGGUGCUCAGGUGUCUCUUCGCGGGCAAGCGGUGUUUGUACAUCGUGCCGCACGUGUCGCUCUGUCGCGAGAAGACCGAGUUCCUCCACAGCAUUCUGUUCCCCUCGCUCUGCCUCCGCGUUCAGGCGUUCAACGCGUCCGCCGCUUCGGCCUCCAGUUGGUUCGCCGGUAUCGACAUCGCAGUCUGUACGGUGGAGCAGGCCAACAACAUCAUCAACCGCCUGCUUCAGCAUGCCGCGCCGAUUGCGCGCGCGCACAGGACCGCUCUCUCGCGUCUGCUUCGUGGCGGGGAGGACGCGCUGAAGCUGGGUGGGUCUGAUACAGACUCCGCAGCGGAGGCGCAGAGUUUAGACGCCCCCUCGCCCGCUGCAGACCGCGGAGAGAAGCCUCGCGGCAGCAGGAAGCUUGCGUCUCUCGCGGGGCUGCUGCUGGAGGACAUUGGCGUGGUUGUCCUUGAUGAGUUCCACACGCUUGGCGAGAAGGAGCGUGGCUACCUCGUGGAGCUCUUGCUGAUGAAAAUCAUGUUCCUCAACCUCUUUCUGCUUCAGGACAUCCAAGUCGUUGCCAUGUCUGCGACGCUGCCCUGCGUGCACCAGCUCGCCCAGUGGCUCAACGCAGACGUGUUCACCACGGCGCUGCGGCCUUUGCCUCUUGAUUAUUUUCUAAAGUGCGACGGCGCGGUCUACCGCUCCGCUGUGACUUAUCCUCCCUCGCUCUCGAUCUCCCCCUCGGUCACGACUUCUCCCGAUUCUGGUUCCUCUUCGCCUCGGUCGUCUUCGUCGCCGGCGCGUGCGGCUUGGUCUUCCAGUGUGUGUUUUCAUCCCGAGGCCGCGGCGUGCACGGCCUCUUCGCCGCCUUUGUCACCGCGCAGAUCUCUCCCCCCGCCAUCGCGUGCUUCGUUUCCGACUUCACCUCCCGUCUCGAUGCCUUCGUCUUCUGGUCUUUCUUCCGGGUCUGCUGCUUUUUUUCCACCUGGCUCUUGUUCUGCCACGGCGGUCGCUCGUCCGCUGCCGCUCGCCUCGCCGGCCUCUUCGUACUCCCUGUCGUCUUCCACUUCUUCAUCAUCCGAUUCUUCUUCAUCUUCCGCUUCUUCUUCUCUAUGCGUCGCGUCAGGGCCCGUGCUGCGCCCGCAGUUGGUUCGUCGGCUUCCGGAAACGCGUCACGCUAUUUCUCCGCUGGUUCUUUCUUCUUCGGCAGCCGCUUCCGCGGCCCUUUCGCAGGCGGUCUCUUUUCUCCUCGCGCGCGGCGCGAGCGUGCAUACACUCACCCACGAAUGGGUGGCGCAGCGGGCGCUGGCGCUGUUGAGGGAGCACCGCAGAGAUAAGGCGCAAGCAGAGAGACAGAAGAGGGAGAAGACGGAUCCCGCGGCAAGCCGCGAGUCGAUGGAGAGGGGGGACGCGGACGCAAGAGCAAAAGGCGAGUCGGCGAAAGAUGACCCACUCAGGCCGCCGCUGAGUCGUCAACCUCUUGCAAAGCGCGGGGAGGACGACGCGGGCGAACCCGAUGGAGAGGGAGAUGAUCCAACGAAGCGUGCACGACACGGAGGAGAUGGCGCGAGAGAGGAGCUGGACAGGCGUGGAGCAGCGGAGGGUCAUCCAGGUGCUUGCUGUCAGCCGCCGCAGGAGGCGCAGGAGCCCGCGCAGGAGGAGAACAGGGCGUCUCCGAUGGGCACCCAGUCCCCCUCUUCGCUGUCCUCUGCAUGUGCGUGGUGUGUGUCUCCUUCCUCGCCGGUUUCUUCCCGCGCCGCGGCUGCCUCGUCGUGGACUUCUGCGCGCGCACCCGCGGGAGCGGGUCGCCUGCUGACCGACGGGGAGCACCUCGGCUACCUCGUGUGGGAGGCGGUGCGCGAGGAGAAAUCCGUCAUUCUCUUCUGCGCGACGAAGGCCUGGAGCGCCAAGUCUGCUGGCUUUCUUGCCAGUCGCCUUCCUCUCUAUCGGCUGUUGGCGGCUUCCAAGUGGCUCGAGUCGCCUGCGGCCGCGGCGCGUCUGGAGGCGCUCUCCGCGGGCUCGUCGCCGCUCUCUGCGUCUCGUUCGUCGCGCGUCUCCUCGGCGGAGACUCUUGCGGGAGCGUCCUCCUCCGCGGAGCGCCUCGAGGAGCUGCUGGUGUUUGCGCCGUCGCUCUUUGUCGCCCCAGCGCUUCAGGAGGGCCGCGAAGAGCUUAUACACCUCCUGCGCCAGGCAGGCGGCGGCCGCGUCUGCGAAGUGCAGGAGCGCGCGGUGCGGCAAGGCGUGGCGUACCACCACGCAGGUCUCGACGGCCCUUCGCGGGCGGCGAUUGAAGUCGCGUACCAUCACGGCAUUCUGCACGUCCUCUGCGCGACGUCGACUUUGGCCAUUGGCGUGAACUUGCCGGCGGAGCGAGUCAUCGUCCGGUCUCCCGAGAUCGGCCGCGAGGCUCUUGACGUCGCGCGCUUCAGGCAGAUGGCAGGCCGCGCAGGCCGCACGGGCUACACGGCACGGGGCUUCAACUCGCUUCGCGAGCACCAGGCGCCUGAGUUCUGUCACGCUGUUUGUUGGCUCUUCAGCGGCGAGGCGUUUCUCUUCUGCAGUGUGGAGCAGCUUCCUGCUUGUCUUUCUCUCAUUUCUGGCGUUCCCACGCCUGCCGCGUCACCGCCAACUGCUUCGACGGCGACCGCCGACGCUGCCGCUCCUUCGCGGCGCAGAGGCGAAGACGUUUCCCGGAGGGAGGCAGCACCCGGCGGCCUGCCCUCUGCCCGCGGGAUUGCCACCCUGAACGAGCUGGAGGGCGGGAAAGAUCGUCUCCAGUCGCAGCUGGAGGGCCUGAAGCUGUGCCGCGCGCUCUUGGAGGCUGCAGAGACGCUCCUGCCGCUCUCCCUCGUCCUGUCCGCCGGCCUAUUUGCCGAGAUCAAACGGCGCGUGCAGGGCGAGCGACCAGUCGAGCCCGGCGCUGACCUCCGCCGACGCAACCGCGCGCAGGAAAGCAGAAACGAAGCGGAGGCAGGCGCCGCAGAGACCGAUGAAGCUCGCGGCCAGGUCCCGCUCGUCGCGCGCCUCUUUGACAUCGUUCGCCUCUGCUCCCUGCGCGGCUCGCAGGUCCGCCGCGAGCACAUGGAGGCUGAAAUGAAGGCCUGCGUUGACUAUCUCCACGAGAACUAUCUCCUGGAAGCGCACGAAACCGCAGCGAGCAUGUUUCCAGGCGCCCGCGUGUCUCCUCUCUCCAGCGAGAGUGCGCAGGCGACUCGCUCAGCUGCGCGCGAGCAAGCCGAGCCUAAAGUCCACGAAGGCGGGGCGCAAGCGCGUUUGCCAGGCGAGGCCGCGGGGCUUGCUAGGGCUACCGGAGGCGCAGAGCGCCAGCAGGGGUCAAAUGAAGAUACGCGGCGCGACCCGAGCGCCGCCGAGGGCGCUGCGGCUGCGUUUCGCGGGCCUCCGCAGACUCCUGCGGCGACUCGUGAACGGGGCGGCAGACCCCAAACUCAGCAGAGGGCACCGCGGAGAUUCGCCGCUUUCCUUCAUGACGAGUUUGAACAGCGGAGCCGAACGCACGCUUCCGCAGUGGAGGAAGCCAGAGCAGCGCAGGCAGCGCGAAGUGCGGUGAAGCAGCCGCUUGCUCACGCGCAUGGGCGCCCUACUCGCCAGGGCGAAGAUCAACAGGAGACGCCAAGGAACGCAGGUCUCCUCCCUCCUGAAAGUGGCGCGUCUGUUCUGCCUUCGGCAUCGAUCGCUCCCGUCGGUCAAUCCGGCGAGCGCGCGCCUGUCUGUUUCCCAGCCGACUCUUCUGCUCUAUGCGGGAGACUCGCGAACGGCUCUAGGACGCCCACCCCUUCAUUUGCUUCUUCGGUUGGCGCGGGCAGCUCCUCAGCUUCGUCCGAGGCUUCUUCAGCGUGCCUCGUUCCCGCUCAACACGCAGACACCUUUCCGGCUAGCAGUGGUCAUCGCCCCGCUGAUGUCGCCCCUUCGUCGCGCAACGCCCUGUCGCCGGUCGCUGACUCUUCCUUCGUUCCUCCUCGGCCGCGUCCUCAGCUUCCACCGCCUCCUUCGGGUUCUCCUGCUUCGCCUUCAUCUCGCUCUUCUUGUUCGCCUCCUGGCUCGCCGGCGUCUUCGGACUCUUCUCCGCCGGCGCGCUCUGCUUCCUCUCUCAGGCACAUGGAGGAGCUUCACCGCCAGUGUUUGCUUUUCUGUCGAGACACGCAAGCGGUCGCGAGCGCGCUCCAAAAAAUGCCUCACCUGCGGUCGCCCGUGCUGCUUCUCCGUUUUUUUCUCCACGAGGAGGGGCUCGGUGCGCUGCCUGGUGCGUGCCGCAGAGCCGCGUCGCUCCCGUCAUCCAGCCUCUCUCAGUCUCCGUCGCGGCUGCCCGCAGCUGCAGCGGACAAGCACUCGAGCGCCUCAGGCGCGCGCGAGCUCGCCUCCGCCGCCUCUGCAGCGCCCAUUGAAGGCCGCGACAAAACACUCCUGAGAGGCGAGGCAGAGGCAGAAGGAACGAAGGAAGAAGGAGACGAGGCUGUUCAUGCGGUGGCGGAAGGUUCCGUGGCUCUGACAGGAUCGCCUGCCGCGCGAAGACCGCCUGAGAGAAAAGCGAGUGAAGGGGCGAAAGAGAGGCCGUCGGCGGAGAGGCCUGCAGAAGGGUCAGUACCGACGGCCGCGGCUCUGGGCGAGGCGAGGCUGCCCACGGCCUUCUUUCUCUCUCGUCCUGCUGCGGCUUUUCCCGCGCACCUCAGGGCGGCGGAAGCCGCGCCUUCGUCCGCUGAGGGAACGCCUCCAGGCACUCUCUCAUUCGGGCCUCAACGCGACGGACAGGCGCCCGCAGGCGCCGCUCCAGCGGCGGACCGAGGCGCGCCGAGCGAGCGGGAUGACGCGGCGAACGGCGCACGAGCGGCAGCGGGUACCCGAAGGGGAAUCCAGCCCCUCUCAGCCACGCUGGCGCAGCGUGCAAGCGCUGAUUUUUCGCUGGCGCUCUCGCGGACGUUUCGGCUCCCGCGGCUGCUGCUGCAGAAGCUGCAGUCGGCAUUCUCGUCAGCUGCCUCGCGGCCUUCCUCCGCGCCCGCUGUCUCCCCGCCUCGUCGAGCUGCUCUCGCCGCCCGCGGGGCUCUCGACGAGGCUGCUGCGCCUCCAAGCGGCGCUUCCCGGGGGCCCGCAGGCGGGUACGGCGGAGAGGGGGCCGCGACUCGUUGUUCGUCUCCACGCAGACGGCCAGAUUCCUCUGACGACGCAAACGAGGAGGCGAGAGGCACGGUGCGCAGCAGGGAGCGAGCACGCGAGACGUGGAACCGAGAGCCGCUCGAGUCCCUGAAAAGGUGGAAAAGCCAGACGCUGGUCUCCUGCACUUACUUGGGCUCCGCCGCCGUGGAGACAGGCUUGAACCCCUGGGAAGCGCUCGAGGCGUUUGCAGACCUCUACAAGGCAAUUCAUCAAGGGCUCCAGUUGCGAAAUGAUCUGCAUCUUCUGUACCUUGGUGGCGCACCUGUGGCUGCGCAAACGAAUAUCUCUUGGUCUGCCUUUCUUCGCGUCUACGACGGCCUCGAUCUGCUCUCGAGGAAACUCGCGGACUUCCUUGGGAUCUCCAGGGCUUUUCUCCUGCGCGCCGCGCGAGCCUCGGGCGGCGGCGCAAACAGACGGGAGACGAGUUUGGCGGACGCGCUCGCAACCGGCGGCGCGACAGCCGCGGCCCUGGCGCUGCAUGACACGCACCAGCUGCUCUUCGAGGAUCGGGUGUCUUUCGAGGGUCUGCAGAGGGCGCAGGCGCUUCUUUGCCAUCGCCGUUUCUUCGUGGCGCUGCAGCUUCUGGACGUCCUCGCGCGCGACAUGCCCGUCCCCCUGGUUGCAGAGAAGUUCGGCACCUCGGCGGCCUCGGUGCAGCGGACGCUCUCGCAGGCCGCGCUCUUCGCAGCGACGAUGGCGAAGUUCGUCGCGAGCAUGCCCAGCCAGCUCGCAGCGCUCAGCGAGGUUUUCUCCCAGCUGUCGGAGAAGCUGCAUCUCGUGUCCUUCAGCUGUUGGGCGAGUCCCUCGCAUCCGCGCGGCGCCGCUGCCGCCUGCCCGCCCUCCGCGUCUGCCGCUUCGGGGGCUUCCGCUUCCUCUCAUCCAUUUGCGGCGGCCUUUCCUCUCGCGCCCAGCGUCCGAGGCUUCGCAGCUGCCCGGCGCCCCGCCUCCGCCUCGGACGCCGCGCCGCCUUCUUCUGGAUUGCUCGCCUCGUGCUUCGCGGCUUGCAGCCCCCCCAACGCUCUUGCGCCGCCGCCAGAAAUCCUGCAGCUCCGCGCGCGGUUCGCCGAGAGCCUCUCCCUCCGGCAGGCUGCGGCGCUCGUCGGCGCAGGCCUGGCGACGCCCGAGGCGAUCGCGGUCGCGCCCGUCGGCAGGAUUUUCAAAGCCCUAGAGGAGACAGAGGCAGCGGACCUCUUUUUUUUUGAAGAUCAAGACGCGCACAGAUCCGACUCGAGCCGAACGGCCUCUCGAGAGACAGUCUGGCGCAUGCAUCGAUUGAAACUCGAAGCGAGGCGUCUGACCGCCGCGGGGAGAAUCAAGAUGGAGGCUCGGGAGAUCCUCAAGAACGAAAUUCAGAAGUUGGAAGACGAAGCUUACCAGCAGCAGGUGUUGGCUUCGCAUCAUUCCGGCGCGUCGCGGAAGGCGCAGGCUGCGUCCUUCGCCGCUUCCGCGCACUCUCUCGCUCCCCUCGCGGGGCGUUCGGGCGUCCGCGCGCAGGAUGAAAAUGACUCACACGAUGAAGCGGAGCGAGGCGGCAGUCUCGCGCGUGUGUCUGUCAGGGCUGGCGGGAGUGCCGCGCCCCAAGGAGACAGCCGCGCGCACCGGGGCGACGGGAACUCUCUGCCGGAGCCUCCCGCCGCCGCGGCUUCUUCGCGGGCCGUCGUCUGCGAGAGGAGUGCCGGCGAUCGAAGACGAAGCGCGUCGCUCGCUCAAAUCAGAAAUCCGGUUUUUCUGCAGAGAGGCAAGCGCGCGCGAUACGCAGGGGACAGCGUCGCGGGGGCUGAAGGGGGGAACCCGCGACGGCGCAGCGGACAGAGUGACGACACGAGCGACGACGAAGACGAGGACAGCGAAGACGACGAAGACGAGCUGGAAUACGAGGAGGAUUUAUGCGAGGAAGCGAGCACCGACGAGUCCGCAGAUGAGAGCUCCUCAACCGACGCUUCAGACGACGAGCGGCGUGUCCUCGCCCACAGUCCGGCGUGGCAGCGGGAACCGCCCCCGCGGUUCUCUUAA